Messenger RNA from Ctenopharyngodon idella (grass carp), 1791 nucleotides. RefSeq names its product desumoylating isopeptidase 1a (gene desi1a). The transcript is spliced from 6 exons. The record is from RefSeq and is a predicted model, not a curated record. The coding region runs from base 244 to 753 and encodes 169 amino acids. Lineage: Eukaryota; Metazoa; Chordata; Actinopteri; Cypriniformes; Xenocyprididae. Gene Ontology annotation, biological process: protein modification by small protein removal. Gene Ontology annotation, molecular function: peptidase activity.
UUGGAAGGACAUAACCUAUUUAUCUUGCUAUCCUUUUGAAUGUUUUUUUUUUUUUUUUACUCAAACCCUCCUAAUGCCAUUGAUUCUCAAAAAGUCCGAUAUAGCUACAGUAUUUCAAGAAUUUCAAAACUCAGAUAUCAGACUGUCGUGACCAUUUGAGAAUCUUAAGGCCGUAUAAUAACGCAAGAGCUGCAGGAUACCCGCAGACAGGCUAGUCAGCCGCAUUUAGCCACCAUCACAAACAUGGAUCAGCACAACUCGACGUUUGGAGUGCAGCUUUUCAUUUAUGAUUUGUCGAGGGGAAUGGCCAGGCAGCUCAGUCCGAUAAUGUUGGGAAAACAGCUUGAUGGGAUUUGGCACACAUCUAUAGUGGUCUACGGAGAGGAAUUUUUCUAUGGUGGUGCUGGGAUCUCUAGUUGCCCACCGGGCGGGACGAUGCUCGGACCUCCAGACACAGUGGUGGAACUGGGAAAUACAGAGGUGACAGAGGAGAUCUUUAUGGAUUACCUGUCCUCACUUGGAGAGACAACAUAUAGUGGUGACAAGUACAGAUUGUUUGAACACAACUGUAACACGUUCACUAAUGAGGUGGCCCAGUUUCUCACUGGCAAUAAAAUUCCCUCCUAUAUCACAGAUCUACCCUCUGAAGUGCUCUCCACGCCAUUUGGUCAGGUGUUGCGGCCAAUCCUGGACUCGAUACAUAUUGCCCCUCCAGGCGGAAACGUGAUCAGCAGCCAAAAUAAUCAUAGCUAGAUCAUCUUUGUAAUCUCAUACACACACAUACACAUGCAAUAAUUCUCACAUAGGCUUGUUUAUACACACACAUUUGCCCUGUUGUAAAUGAAGUUUGGCUCAAAAAUCAACAUCAGUUCUGAUCCACGUUCACAGUUGCCCAAAUAUUUUGAGACAGUUUUGCUUAAAGUGUUUCAAGCACAAGGUCUUGGUUCAUCCUUCCAGAUCACAGAUGGUUCAUACUUUCUUGGUUUCUAUGGUUUUCAUUAUAUUAUAUAGCUUUAUUUUGUAUCUCUACAGCCCACCACAUGCAAAGGUCAUUUGUUAUUUGUUGAUGACAAUCCAACUUUUCCCCUCUUGCUAGUUUUGAUUCAUUUCACAUAUAUUUCACGCUGUUUUUUUCCCACCAAUAUGUGUUCAUACAUAUUAAUAUUGGAAAACCAAAAAGUAUUUUCAACAUUUAUUUAUUUAUUGUGUGUAACUUUGUGGCAAAGAAGCACAUGUGCUAUAAUAUGGCUUGCAUUAGUUUUUGUUCUGAAGAUCUUAUUGAAUGUGAAUGGAUGGACAUGAUACAUGUGGCUCAGAUUCACAAAGAAAUAUAUGUAUCUAUGCCUUUGUCAUGGCAGCUUGGGCACAAGUAACAUUUUUAAUGUAACUAUGUAAAGUACAAAUGAUUUCUACAUGUUAUGCUUAAUGUAUAUUUGGUCCCCUCUAUUUAUUUACCCAGCUAAAUGCCUUUAUAUAUGCUUAUUUUAUUUUCACUAAAGGAAGGUUUGCUGCUGUUGUCGGUGUUAUAUAGCUGAACGUGUUUCUUUGUUGUUGGUAUUUAUUAACAUGUUUGUAUUUUAAAUCGGUUUAUUUAUUCGGCUCACACAUGAUGUAUGUAACAUUCAGGGAUGUUUGAUGAAAGACUGUACCUUUUUUAUUUUGUUUUCAUGCUGUUGUUCUCAUUGUCAAAAUGUUGCUACAAACCCUAAACUGCACUGAUUGCUUUGAGCUUUAUCCUCAUGUUUUAUUGGAAGUCACCUCAUUAAAGAACCAGCAAUGAGUCUACAAAAA